AUGGCCUCUCCGAGCGGUAGCGGUAGAGGUAGAGCUAGCGAGAGCAAGAGUCAAACGUCCACUCCAACUCCUGCUCCCGCACAAGCCUUGCAAGCCAUCUUUCCCCCACCCGCCGCGGUCCACAGACACUUCACGCCCUCCAACUUGCGCAAAUUCAAAGUGCUUUGCGAAUAUCAUCAUGCUCGUCCAGAGCUGGAUAGAUGGGCGAGAUUGGAACCGGCUGAGAGACUGGUUCAGCAGAGAGAGGUGCUGCGCAGGAAUGCGGAGAAUGAUGAAGCAGUGACGAGAGUAUUGGAGGAAGAGGAGGAGCAGGGCGGAAGAUCACGAGCGCAGGAAGAAGAUGAGGAGAUCGAUUUAUUGGCACAGUUGGAUCCCCCCAGAUUGGACUGGAUCGAGCAGGACGGGCAUUAUUGGUGUUGGGGACAAUUCGUGCAA
This is a messenger RNA of Ceraceosorus guamensis, 435 nucleotides long. RefSeq lists its product as hypothetical. The record is from RefSeq and is a predicted model, not a curated record. The annotation marks the transcript as partial. NCBI's taxonomy places the organism in Eukaryota, Fungi, Basidiomycota, Exobasidiomycetes, Ceraceosorales, Ceraceosoraceae. The transcript has a single exon.